AUGCUUCGAGUGCCGGGGUCCUAUUCUCGAGGUCGAUCGCCGUCCCCUGGAGGGAAGCAUCGCCAUCGAUCGCACAGCCGUAAACAUUCUCCAUCGCGAGAGAGGAGCAAGAGCAGGAGCAAAACAUCGAGCUCCAAGCACCAUUAUGAUUCCGACUCAAUGGAUGACCGUCCCCGGGCGCCGGCAUCCCGGUCCAGUACCAAGAAGCGGUAUGACCUCGACCUCUCGGACGACGACAGGUAUAAAAGCGACUACAAGAGCGAUUACAAGAACGAUUACAAGAGCGAUAGGGGUCGACGAGCGCCGCGCGAUCGCCACUACCUGUCCGAUGAAGAGUCAGUAGCUGGGCCGAGGCAAAGCAAUACGUCCUUACGGAGCGAUCGAAGCGAUCGCUAUUCGCAUGACACCGGCGCUGAGCGCAGCCAGCGAAGCACAAGUCGCGCCCUUCGCCCUCUGGCGAAAACCCAAUACUACUCAGAUCUCUACAGCGAUAGUGAGGACGAAGGAUUGGCAUACGGGGACAUCUACUCUGACUAUCCAGUUUCCAGCGGGGAGCGUCGAUCUCGGUCUCGCGAGAGAGUUCGCAAACCAAAGAAGUUUUACGACUCCGAUUCAAGCGACGAAAUCCAGGAACCCGCACCCCGUACCAAGGAUCCGCCGCCCAAGUACCGACCUCACGACAGCAAGAGCUCAAAGCUUGGCCGAAGCCACUCGCAAAAAUACUACUCUGCGGCCACAAAUGCGCUUGCAGCGAAAUUGCAAGAAGCAAAGUCCUACUUUGCUGAAAAACCACAGAAUACAGGUAGUGGAAUCAACGAGGAUGAAUGGGCAGAAAUCCCCGAGUGCGAACGGCCGGAUUUCGUGCCACCCGACCGACGGAAUCAGGGCUAUACCGCGUCCACCUCGAUGAACAACCAGCCUGGAGCUCCACCACCUCCCCCAGCUCCUCUGCCGCCCGCCACCUCUCAAAUGCCGAACUCCAACUACGCAUAUUCGCAACCUCAUCCACCCAUUACCCCAAACAAGGCGGGUGAGCCGGUGCGCGUUCUCGCAAUACCUCAACAAUUUCUGCUCCGCAAUAUGUUUCGCCUGAGCAUUACGCAAAUUUGA
This is a messenger RNA of Uncinocarpus reesii 1704, 1110 nucleotides long. RefSeq lists its product as uncharacterized. Bases 1 to 1110 code for a protein of 369 amino acids. NCBI's taxonomy places the organism in Eukaryota, Fungi, Ascomycota, Eurotiomycetes, Onygenales, Onygenaceae. The transcript has a single exon. The record is from RefSeq and is a predicted model, not a curated record.